CUACUACAGUUCCAAGAAUAUCCGAAAAUAAUAAUUCAUUCAUCAUCAGAAAAUAAAAAAUAAGUACCCAUUCCCAGUUUUCUUUAGCGCUCUCCAAUUCCCCUUUUCUCUGCAACACCCCCAGAUCCAUGGUGGAUUACUUGAUUCUUGGCUGACUUGCAUACCCGGCCCCAAUUUAUUUCAUUUAUGCUUUCAGGAUUGUAGCCUAGUGGUUGCAACUUGUUUGGCAUGAUGGAUUCAUACAAUGACACACCUCUGACUGAGAAUGUUGUGGUGUGUGAAAAUGGACUUCACCAACAACUUCUAACUUCAGGCAAAGAAGUGAUUACUGUUGAUAAGUCUGAAGGGGUGCAAGAGAUUUUUCAAAGUGGUGUCAUUUUGAAGGAUGAUGAAGCUGUUGAAACUUCUACUGAAGGGGUUGGAGACAAAUCAAAAGUACCUUUAUGUAGCAAUGGCAGUCCUAGUUCUAAGGAAUCCAAAGCUAAGAUUCAUACAGAGCACAAGAGUGACACACCACAGAAAGCUUCCGGAAAGCUAAAAAACGGGAUGCCGUCAAGCACUGCACAUACUGUGGUUUCUGGGCCAAAGAAAGGCAAAGACGGAAAACCCAGUGGGACCAUGACCUCCAAAUCACUGGAUAAACAACCUACUGCACUUGUUGCAAAGAGUAAAUCGGUAAAUGAUGGGAAAGCUACUCAGAGAAAUCCAAAGGUGGUUCCUUCUUCUGUGAAGGCUAAUCAUUCUAAGCCGACAGAUAAAACAUCUUCCCCGAGUAGUGGACAGCCUGAAGGCCUUACGGAAAAACCUAAAGUGAAGCCUCUCAAGAAAGACCCUCCAAAUAAAGCUGAAUCAAUGGCUCAAUCCUCUGUAAGUCCUACAUCUGAAGAUGCCAAGUCGAACAGAGUUAGUGCACUUCCAAGCUAUGGUUUCAGUUUCAAGUGUAAUGAAAGGGCUGAAAAAAGGAAAGAAUUCUACUCUAAGCUAGAGGAAAAGAUCCAUGCGAAGGAAAUGGAACAGAAUAAUUUGCAAGCAAAGACUAAGGAAUCACAAGAAGCUGAGAUCAAAAUGUUUAGAAAGUCAUUAACAUUUAAAGCAACUCCAAUGCCAACCUUCUAUCAGGAACCUCCACCUCCCAAGGUGGAGCUGAAAAAGAUUCCUACAACAAGAGCGAAAUCUCCCAAGCUUGGACGGAAAAAGGACUCUCCUUAUAGAGAAGAGAACGAUGGAAAUGGCAAUGAAAUUCGGCCUAGUAGGUUGAGCUUAGAUGAAAAAGUGUUCUCCGGGGAUAACCAUGCAAAGGAGCAUUCUCUUGUUACUCCCAAAAGGACUUAUCGUAAGUCUCUUCCUAAGUUGCCAUCUCAUAAUACCAAUUUAUUAUCCCGUCAAACGAAGAAAUCUUCGCAUUCUAAAUCCAAGGAGACUGCCAAAACUGAAAGUGAUGUUCCGAAGGUGGAGGCAGCCAUUGUUGAGCCUAAGGUGAAUGAUGAGUCUUGUUUCAACGGUGAAGGAGACAUUGCUAUGGUGGGGGAAUCUAUUGAUGUGGACCAUUGAAAGCAAGGAAUGGGGGGCAUGUUUGGAAAUCACUCUUGGGUUAGAUAUAUUGCAUAGUACAAAUAAGACUCUGAUUCAUUUAAAAAAGAAUGGGGGUUUGGUUGUCUCUAAUGAGCAUUUUUCUUACAAAUUGUGGCACUUGAAACUAUGUGCAGAUUGCAAACUUUAAGGUCACUCGUUUUUUGACAAUUUGUGGGUCUUAGUUUUUAUGGGCUUAGAUGUAUUCUUUAUUGUUUUUGUUGUUACAUAAGUGUUAUUAUUAUUAUUAAUAUUAUUAUUGUUAUUCAAAUUACUAUUUGAUGCAUUGUGGAGCUUGGGGUUAGUGAGAAGCACAUUGGCA
Molecule: messenger RNA, 1891 nt
Organism: Cuscuta europaea
Lineage: Eukaryota; Viridiplantae; Streptophyta; Magnoliopsida; Solanales; Convolvulaceae
Source: the annotation of a GenBank genome assembly